This is a messenger RNA of Diabrotica virgifera virgifera (western corn rootworm), 1587 nucleotides long. Its product is annotated as GATA zinc finger domain-containing protein 4-like. Lineage: Eukaryota; Metazoa; Arthropoda; Insecta; Coleoptera; Chrysomelidae. The coding region runs from base 1 to 1587 and encodes 528 amino acids. The record is from RefSeq and is a predicted model, not a curated record. The transcript is spliced from 2 exons.
AUGUCUCAAGGAAGGAAAGGUUUAAGAAACAAAAAGAACGAAGAAGAUGUGGAAGUGGAAGAAAAUGUGGAAGUGGACGGAGAAACUCAGCAGGCGGAACAAGAGCAGAGUGUAGCUCAAGUUCUACAAGAGACAACAGGAAUAACACAAGAACGAGAGGAAAAUGUCAAUAUGACAGCAUUGAUGUCUUUAAUGAUGCAGAUCAACAAAAAACUGGAAGAAAAUUCUAAAGAAAUCAAAAAAGAUAUGAAAAAAAUGGAAUAUAACAUGGAAGAAAAGUCUAAAGAAAUCAAAGAAGAUAUGAAAAAAAUGGAAUAUAACAUGGAAGAGAAUUCUAAAGAAAUCAAAGAAGAUAUGAAAAAAAUGGAACAAAAAUUGGAAGAGCAUUCCAGAAAAAUGGAAGAAAAUAAUGCUAAAAUUGUGAAACGAUUAGAAAAACAGAUGGAUGAAAAAUUUGAUGCUUUAGAGAAAAAACUAGCAAGUGAAAUAAAAGAUAUACAUAUGGAACGGAACAUAGAAAUCCAAAAAUAUAACUUAGAAGCAAAAAUUUACGAAGAAAGGAGAAAAACUGAAGAAAAAUUAGAUGAUAUGCUACAAAAUAUCCAAACAAACAACCAUCAAAUAAGGAAUGUAGAACAGAGAAUAGAAGACAUUUCACAAAUAAGAGACAUAGGGAGACCUUACUUGAAUUUAACAAAUGAGACAGGUAUAAAAUUCUCUGGUAACAUAAAAAAUUUACAUCCUAGAGUAUACAUAAAUAGUUUAAAACAUAAAUUAAGAUCAGUGAAUAAUAUUAAUGAUAUAAAAGAUUAUAUUAGAAUGACAUUAAGUGACAAUGCAGCAACCUGGUUUGCCAGCAUUGAAAACGAUUUAGAUAAUCUGCAAACAUUUGAAAAUAAAUUCUUAAAUUAUUAUUGGGGUGAAUUAGAACAAGCUAGAUUUAGGGAAGUUUUAUAUUUUGGAAAGUAUAAUCGCAAUUUAAGUUUAAAUAUGGUAGAUUAUGCUUUAAAAUUAAUAACUGUUGCAAAAUAUUUAGAACCACCACUUAGAGAAGACGAAACAGUUUUGAAUGUUUCUAGACACUUUGAAGCGGACGUUGUGCAAACAGUCACAGUACAAAACAUUCAAACAGUAGACAGUUUUAUUAACUUUAUUCAAAGAGUACAAAGAGGUUAUAUUACAAGUAAUAAUAGUAAAAAUAGACAAUCAUAUAACAAUAAUAGGUAUGGUAGUAAUUCUCAAAAUUUUAAUAACAACAAUAAUACUAGUUAUGAGAGACAAGGUAAUAGAGAGAAUUUUAAUAAUAAUACUAAUGAUAAUAGACAAGAGAGACAAGGUAAUAGGGAGAAUUUUAAUAAUAAUAAUAAUUAUAAUAGGCAAGACUUUAACACCAGGAGAAAUGCACAAAGAUAUAAUUACAACAGACAGGUAAAUUAUGUAAGGGGUCAGAGCUGCGAAGACAGUCAACGGAAUAGUACAUGGCAAGAAAAUAUGAACAGUAGAAGUGAAAGCAGUGAAAGACAUCGAGAAUUAGAUCCAAAUGAUCAGACACAAUCUGACAAUCCUAAUAAUCCAAAUUUUAUGUAG